Bathycoccus prasinos is the source of this 1554-nucleotide messenger RNA. RefSeq lists its product with no specific name. The record is from RefSeq and is a predicted model, not a curated record. NCBI's taxonomy places the organism in Eukaryota, Viridiplantae, Chlorophyta, Mamiellophyceae, Mamiellales, Bathycoccaceae. The transcript has a single exon. The coding region runs from base 1 to 1554 and encodes 517 amino acids. Gene Ontology annotation, molecular function: protein binding.
AUGCGUUCUCGCCUCCUCCAUCCGAAAUCAUUCGUCGACAAAGUCGUCGUGACGACGGAAGGGGAGACGAGUUCGUUAAAGUUAGCGCGAACAACAACAACAUUAAAAACAACAUUAAAAACAACAUCAACAGCAGAGACACACGUGACGCACAACUUGGAGUUUACCCGAGACGGGUCUCGAUUGCUCUCGACGACGGCAGGGGACGAUGUUUUGAGAGUAUACGAAGUGCCCGCGAAAAUGAUUAUGAUGUCUUCUGAUGGUGAUGAAGAUGGUGAGCUGUUGAAGUGCGCGUUGAAAAUGAAACUGCCAAAGUCGCACUACGACGCGUGUUGGUAUCCCGCGGCGCAGGGGAAUGUUCGGGAAACACUGUUGACGCUGUGCGCGGCGAAAGAUUCCGGGGUGAAGUUAUUCAACGUUUCCCCUUCGUCCGAUGAUGAUGACGAUGGUGUUAGUAUACUUUCAUCGUCGUCGAGAGAAAAAUGUUCGUAUUCGAUCAAAAACAGAAACGACGAGCUCGUGCCCUCGAUAUCUUGCGCGUUUACUGGUAACGGUGGGAAAGUGUUGGGCGGGAGACGAGAGGAGAAAGGGGUGUGCGUUUGGGACACGAGCAGACCUGGUCACGAGUGCCAAGUCGUCGGGUUUGACACGCAAUCGAAACUGACGAGUUGUUUUGCCACCGGGAACGAAUACAACGGGUUUAUCGAGAAUAGCGAAGGAAACAUAUUUGCCGCCGGUUCGUAUGAGAACGGGAACAGUAUUUGUGUGUACGAUUUACGAGAUGGGUUUAACGGGAGCGAUUGUUGCGUGUUGUCGAUUACAAAUCCUCACAAAAACGAAAAGACGGGGAAAAUGGGAGGCGGCGUGACGAGAUUGAAAUUCAGCGCGGAUGGGAGAGCGUUAUUUUCGAGCGCUCGGAAAUCAAACUCGAUUUUGUGUUGGGAUUUACGAGCAAACGUGAACGGGUCGAUGUUUACGAACAUUCAAAGAUCGAACGUUCGGUCCAAUGCGAAAACGAAAUUCGACAUCGAGCCGUGCGGGAAACACCUGGUAUCUGGUGGUGACGACGGUAUAUUGCGUUGUUUUGAUUUAGACCAGAACGGGAAAGAGGUUUUCGCGUGGAAAGCGCCGCCGAAGGAUGCCGCGGUUUUAAUCGCCGCGUUUACGUUUCAUCCGUUAGCGAGUUCGGUGAAAGAAUUCAUAGCCGGAAAGGAAGGAGAAAGUAAGUUUACUGAUAUUUACGAUGACGAAAAUCGAAUCAUGAACGACGUCGCGCUCGGUGCCAGCGCGUGCGGCGAACGUUUGUUCCACCCAUCCACAGGGAGAAGAUUCAUAAAUAAUAAUGCUAUUAACAGUACGAGCGAUAGCGAUAGCAGCGGUGAUAGUAGUAGUAGUGAUAGUAGUAGUAGUAGUAGUAGUACAAGCGAGACGACGAAUAGGACCCCGCCGCCGCCGCCGACGACGACGACGAGAAAAGAACAAGCGACAAACGCGAGUCAUCGAAACAACGUCAUCUCUAUUUGGGGAUACGCCAGGGAAGCGUGUUGUUAUUAG